Molecule: messenger RNA, 2351 nt
Organism: Glossina fuscipes
Lineage: Eukaryota; Metazoa; Arthropoda; Insecta; Diptera; Glossinidae
Product: myb-like protein P
Exons: 7
Coding region: 207-2351 (714 amino acids)
Biological process (GO): positive regulation of DNA-templated transcription
Cellular component (GO): nuclear body
Source: RefSeq, a predicted model, not a curated record
GUUUCGGUAUGCAUGUUCGCAGCUGAAGUCGGAAAGCUGGUCAUUAUUGACAUAUUUAUCUCAAUCGUUUCCAAGUCAAUGUCAAGACUCCGCAAUUGAAGUGAGUGUUUCGGGCAAAUGAAUCUACCAGCAGGCCAACGAUCGCGAAUAUACGUCUUUCAUCUUAAAAGAGCAGUGGCCACUGUACAUUUCCCCAAAUGAAAUGAAUGGAUGGGUUUGAAAAAAUAAAACUUGUAAUAUUAAAGACUAGGAAAGCUUUACUUGUGGAAUGGACUCAAAUUGAUACAGAUGUAACAGGUGUGAGAAAAAUGUCGACUAAACCUAAUACACGCAAUCGAAAACGUCGUCCUGGUGAUCCUUGGGUAUCGAAAAACCGUGUCCUGAAUGGUGGUGCAAAGCUUAAAAACAACAUUGCCUUGGGCCGUAAUCCGAAUUUCGAUACUGACGAGACCAAGGUACUCAUACAGUUGUGGGGUGAUCCGAAGGUGCAGCGUCAACUUAUUACUACACAUAAAAAAUAUAGCGUUAUAGUGGAGCUUUCUGCUAAAAUGGAGGAAUAUGGUUAUUUUCGCACGCCCGAAGAGAUAACGACGCGCAUUAAAAACCUUAAGUGUAUAUAUAAUCGUUUGAAGAAGGAAGUGGAAUCCGGUGAAUGUUCACAACCUUCCUGGCGUCAUUAUGCUGAAAUGGAUGCCGUGAUGUCGCGACCUAUAUUCAGUGUCAGACCGAAUGAAGUGCCUGCUCCAUCGAUCAAGUUUCAAAUUGAACAGGAGCUGGAAAGGCGAAAAGAGCGUAAGCGUAAAAUAUUGGAAGAGGGUGGGUCUGUUUCCGAGAGUGACGAUGAAGAUAUUAUCGAUGUCUUGGCCUUUAGCGAACCGCUUGCAAAGAGAAUACAAAAAACUAAUAAUAAUAAGACUGUACAUGGAAUAAAUCUUAUCGACGAAGAAAGAGAAACCGAGAUUCUUAUGACGGAAGUAGACAAAAAUAAGGGCUCUAACGUUGCAAAAAACUCGGAUAAUGGGAAUGACAAAUCAGUUGAUGACGAAUUUUUUAUUAAAAUGGAAAUCGAUACUGAAGAAUUUAUAGCCGAUAAAAUGAACAAUGAUAGCUCAACCUCAACUAAACAUGCCAACGUUAAAAAAACCGUUAUUGUGCAAACCAGUUCUGAUAAACCGAGAAUUGAUCAAACGUCCAAAACAAAUGAAAUGAAAGAAACUAGCAGCAAACCUCACAAUAACAGCAGCAAUAAAAAUAGGGAUUCCGUUGAUGAUUUGUUAUUGGUACCUAAAGUGGAGCCAAUUGAUGUGGAUGCUGAGGAUGAAAUACCAAAGACCUGUCUUAAAAGUAUACCAACAAGUUUAUCUUGCAGUAUUUCCGCCAAUUCAAUAUGCUCUUCAGCCUCAUUGAUACCGAUUACGACAAUAACUAAUGCUACCACUACCAUAGCAAAGAAUACUAGCGCUCAGCAGGGUAAAAUUUCGUUAGUUCCAACGAAUUUCCUAAUGCAACCUAGCGUGUCAACGGUCUCUUCACAACCCCAGAUACGUUUGCUGCCGAACGCUAGUGGUCACUUGCAGCCGCAUUUAGUUUUGAGUACACCUGCCACACCGUCUUCAGUUAAUGCCGGUACUAACAAUACCGGUAUUGUUACUACUGGGCCGGGCGGUAUGAAACUAUUGCUUGUUAAUGCCGACCAGUCAAAUAAGAGUAAUCCAGGUGCCGCAUUAUCCACAUUGGCUACUAACAGUAUGGCGGCGUCAUCUUCUAAUCAAAAUAAUCAGCCUCAGUUAACGUUAAGGAAGAGCUUAACAGCAAAGCCCGAUGAAUCUAAAUUGCAACAGCAAAUAUCGACGACAGCACAAGUGCAGCAAACACAACAGCAACAGCAGCAACAAUCUCAACAACCGCAAAAAGAAAGAGAAGAACGUGAAGAUACAUGUGGCAGGAAGGAUAUUUACGGUGUACGCUUGUUAAUCAGUAAAUUGAUAACCGCUCAAAAGACCAACAACGAUUUGCAGAAGCAACGUUUAGCCGUCGAACGCGAACGUUUGGAUUUUGAAAAAUCGGCAGUGGAGAAGUUUUUUCAACUUUUCGGUCAACAUAUGCAACAACAAAGCCAAUUGCAGCAACAAAAUGGACAUCCUCCCACGCAAUUGCGAAUAAAUCCAAAAGUAUUAUUUACCACAGUAGUAUCUUCGGCGGCUGCUACAUUAUUAACAUCGAAUGUUUUAACUACAAACGCUCGGAGCAAUUUUAAUACAAUUGUUACACCAAUACAGCAGCAGCAACAACAUUCUAUACAAACUAGUGAUGUGCAAUUGGUCGCACCAAAACUCGAGCCAAACACUUGA